AUGUCGGCACCUUACCAAGGCUAUCCUCCAUACGGCGGCUCAUCUCAACAUCAGAAUCCAUCAUCUCCCUAUUCCAGACCUCCGCCAUCUACACCCUACCCCGCAUCCCAGCAAUCUCAACAAUCCCAGGGCUAUGGCCGCCCGCCUCCGCCCCCACCCCAAGGCCAGCCCUAUCCAUCCGCUAGCUCGCCCUACCCGGGUCAGCAACCGGGACAGCCUUAUGCUUCCCCUAGCUCGCCCUAUCCAGGACGACAGCAAUACCCUGGACAACAACAAUACCCCGGACAGCAACAAUACCCCGGACAGCAACAAUACCCCGGACAGCAGCCGUCAUAUGUACAAAAGCCCCUUGCCCCUGCACCACUGCUUGUCUCUAACCAGGCACCCCCUUACCCUACUCAGGGAGCUCCGUACCCCGGUGGCCAGGGCCGUCCUGGACCCUCACCUGGACCACCAAGUGGACCACCACCAGGCCAGUAUGGCGCACCCGGUGGCGCCCCCCAGUCUGCAGCUCCCCCGGCCACUCAGCAACAGGUCGCAGCUUACCGAUCACUUUUGAUUUCCACGAUUCAAGAGAAGAAUAUUCAAAGCUUCUACCCUCCGGACCGACUGGAUCGGCUUGUUCAGACGCUUGCCGCCGAAGCACCGGGCAAGCUCAACAGGCUGAUUCAUGAAUGGGCCGUGCCCAUGGAGGUUGCGACCGAUGUCAUGAAGCUCGCGCUGUUUGACGUGAUUCUCUACGUUGAUGACAGUGGAUCUAUCGAAUUCGAAGAGAAGGGACUCCGAAAGGAUCAACUCAGACAGAUCCUCGGCAUCGUAGCUACUGCUGCAUCUACUUUCGACCAGGAUGGUAUUUCUGUCCGAUUCAUGAACUCCAGUGAGGUUGGCGAUGGCAUUCGUGACGCAGAGGAUGUCAACCGUCUAGUGUCCCGAGUCCGUUUCUCGGGCCUGACUCCCUUGGGCACCAACCUGAAGACCAAGGUCAUUGACCCGAUGAUCGUUCAACCCGCCCGGGCCAACCGCCUCGACAAGCCCGUGCUGGUGAUCACCAUCACCGACGGACAACCUGCGGGCGAGCCCCAUGGUGCCGUGGGUGAUGUCAUUCGCUACGCAGUGGAGGAGACCUCGCGGACCCGUUAUGGCCCCGGCUCCGUAUCUUUCCAGUUCUCGCAGGUGGGAACGGAUCAGCGGGCUCGCGACUUCUUGGGCUCUCUGGACGAGGACCCUCACAUUGGCCACCUGAUCGACUGCACCUCCAACUUCGAGGUUGAGCAGGAUGAGAUGUCCCGUGCUAACCCACCCGUGCACCUCACUCGCGAGCUUUGGUGUGCCAAACUGAUGCUCGGUGCUAUUGAUUCCUCCUAUGAUACGAAGGAUGAGCGAGACAACGAACGUCGUAAUGCACCUCCACCUGCAUCGGUCAGCCAGUACGGGGGAGGAGGAGGCUACGGUCAACCUCCGCCACCCCAGGGCCAAGCUCAGCCUCCGUAUGGUCCGCCCCCUGGUGCCCCACCGACUUCGUACGGUUCCCAAUCCGGCUAUCCACCACAGGGUGGUCAAUACCAACAGCAAUCCCCCCAGCAGCCACCCUACCAGGGAUCGCGGGGCUAUGGCCAACAGCAACAGCAGCCACAUGGGUAUGGGUCGCAGCCUGGAUCUGGCUAUCAGUAUGGUGGACAGCCACGCUAUUGA
Molecule: messenger RNA, 1692 nt
Organism: Penicillium expansum
Lineage: Eukaryota; Fungi; Ascomycota; Eurotiomycetes; Eurotiales; Aspergillaceae
Gene: rfeF
Exons: 4
Coding region: 1-1692 (563 amino acids)
Source: RefSeq, a predicted model, not a curated record